UUACUUUAACUGAAAACCCCUUACUCAAUCUCUUCGCAAGCCAUUUAAGAGAAAAAUCGCCGGCCAUUUUCUCAACCAAAAAAGUAACCCUCAUAUUAUACACUCUCAUCCGUAAGCCAUUUAAGAGAAAAAUUGCCGACCACAUUCUCAACCAAAACAACUAGAUAAUUUCUUCAUUUUGGAAAGGAACUAUGGAAACUAGAGGUCGCAAUCGACUGGUAAUUGAACAAAAUAAUGAUGAAGAUGUGCGAUCUUAUAUUGAGCAAUUGAUGGAUGGUCAAAACUACUUUAGAGCCCAACCAUAUGUUGAGCAGUUGAUGGAUGAUCAGAAUUACUCUAAAGCCCAAGCACAUGAUGGUCAAUCUAAUGAGUCGAAUAGUUCUGCUGGUGGCAUUUAGAUUCAACAUAAUGACGAUUCAGAGACGUACACAAACAAAUAGAAAUAACAGGGCCAAGCAAACGAGACCUCGCGCAAGAGGAUCCAAAAGUAUUGCUACCUUGAUGAAUGAGCAGGUUGUAAAUGGGAAAGAGCCUACACAAGCAGGAAUUUUCAUAUUAACUCAUAAAAACGUAAGGAUGGUUGACCAAUGGAUGAUGAUUCUGCCAAGACAAUCGUACAAAUAUGGCUCUCAACAAUGAUCCUCUCGGUAACUUGCCUUUGGGGGAGGAAGUGGACGAUUACCAAGGUGAUGAGGUUCCUCUUGAACCUCAAGCAAAUAGGUGAGGCCGACCACCUCAUGACAAUAUUCCCGUCCCACCCCCGCUUCCACCAAGAGCGGCUCCACACCGGGUGUUGCCAAACAAGGGAUAUGCAAGUGCUAUAGUCCGCCGUCGCAUUAGGGUGGGUAACUUCUAAAUCACCAAUGUUAUGCUCACAUUGCUAGAGCAACAUGGAUUCUUCACCGGGGCUCCGAGUCAAAAUGCAUACAAGCACUUGAAAGGGUUUGUGGACACUUGCUGGGGGAGUAAAUAGACCAACGUCUCCUAGGAUGCUCUAAGGUUGAGGCUAUUUCCCUUUUUUCUAUGGGAGAAAGCCUUGGAUUGGUUAGAAUGAUUGUCAAACCAUUUUAUAUGUACAUGGGAUGAAUUGGCGGAGAAAUUCAUUGACAAGUUCUUUUCUCUCGGGCAUAUGGCUACUCUUCGGGAUGAGAUUCUAGCAUUCAAGAAAGAACCCAAUGAGCUUUUGCACGAGAUUUGGGAGAGGUACCAUACUAUGGUGAAAGAGUGACAGAAUAAUGACAUGACUAAGGCUAUGAUUCAACAAACCUUCUACAGGGGGAUCAACACUACCAAUCAACGCGUGGUCAACCAACUUGCUAGUGGGCAUUUCAUGACAAUGCCAUAUGCCGAAGCUUGUGAGAUUUUAGAUGAAAUGGCGGAUACUUCAUCGCCAUGGUAAAGUAGAGCUAAUGUUUCUCAAGGUGAUCCAAAUGUGAUUCACCUACACAAAGAAUUGCAUGAUCAUGGGAAAGCAAUUGCCAAGUUGACCACACCAAUGAAUCAAUUAGUCAAAGCUCAACUUCAACAAGUUCAAGGUCCUAAGCAAGUAAAUGCAAUGGAAGGUGUCAAUAUGAUGGUGAACA
Molecule: messenger RNA, 1583 nt
Organism: Nicotiana tabacum (common tobacco)
Lineage: Eukaryota; Viridiplantae; Streptophyta; Magnoliopsida; Solanales; Solanaceae
Source: RefSeq, a predicted model, not a curated record